Messenger RNA from Ictidomys tridecemlineatus (thirteen-lined ground squirrel), 5197 nucleotides. The record is from RefSeq and is a predicted model, not a curated record. NCBI's taxonomy places the organism in Eukaryota, Metazoa, Chordata, Mammalia, Rodentia, Sciuridae.
GAAAAGAUGGUUUCUCUGUGAUAUGGGAUCCUGAAAUGUGAUCUUUCUUGAAAAGGGCACUGUGUGGUGAGUCUGAUCAAGUGGACAUCAUUUGCUCUCAUCCCAGACCUCUCUGGUCUUCAAUAUCAUCAUGGCCAAACCUUAUGAAUUUAACUGGCAGAAGGAAGUCCCUUCCUUUUUGCAAGAAGGAGCAGUUUUUGACAGAUAUGAAGAGGAAUCAUUCGUCUUUGAACCCAACUGCCUCUUCAAAGUGGAUGAAUUUGGCUUCUUUCUGACUUGGAAAAGUGAAGGCAAGGAAGGACAAGUGCUGGAAUGUUCCCUCAUCAACAGUAUUCGGCUGGGAGCCAUACCAAAGGAUCCCAAAAUCCUGGCUGCUCUCGAAGCUGUUGGAAAAUCAGAAAAUGAUCUGGAAGGGCGGAUAGUUUGCGUCUGCAGUGGCACAGAUCUUGUGAACAUUAGUUUCACGUACAUGGUGGCUGAAAACCCAGAAGUAACAAAGCAAUGGGUAGAAGGCCUGAGAUCAAUCAUACACAACUUCAGGGCCAACAACGUCAGUCCAAUGACCUGCCUCAAGAAACACUGGAUGAAAUUGGCGUUUAUGACCAACACAACUGGUAAAAUUCCAGUUAGGAGUAUCACUAGAACCUUUGCAUCGGGGAAAACAGAGAAGGUGAUCUUUCAAGCACUCAAGGAGUUAGGUCUUCCCAGUGGAAAGAAUGAUGAAAUUGAACCUGCUGCCUUUACUUAUGAAAAGUUCUAUGAACUGACACAAAAGAUUUGUCCUCGGACAGAUAUAGAAGAUCUUUUUAAGAAAAUCAAUGGAGACAAAACUGAUUAUUUAACGGUAGACCAAUUAGUGAGCUUUCUAAAUGAACAUCAACGAGAUCCUCGACUGAAUGAAAUUUUAUUCCCAUUUUAUGAUGUUAAAAGGGCAAUGCAGAUCAUUGAGAUGUAUGAGCCUGAUGAAGAUUUGAAGAAAAAAGGACUCAUAUCAAGUGAUGGGUUUUGCAGAUAUCUGAUGUCAGAUGAAAAUGCCCCAGUCUUCCUAGAUCGUUUAGAGCUUUACCAAGAAAUGGACCAUCCUCUGGCUCACUACUUCAUCAGUUCUUCCCAUAACACCUAUCUCACUGGCCGACAGUUUGGUGGGAAGUCUUCAGUAGAAAUGUACAGACAAGUUCUCCUGGCUGGUUGCAGGUGUGUUGAACUUGACUGUUGGGAUGGAAAAGGUGAAGAUCAAGAACCAAUAAUAACUCAUGGGAAAGCAAUGUGUACAGAUAUACUUUUUAAGGAUGUAAUUCAAGCCAUCAAGGAAACUGCAUUUGUCACAUCCGAAUAUCCUGUAAUUCUCUCCUUUGAAAACCACUGCAGCAAAUAUCAACAGUACAAGAUGUCCAAAUAUUGUGAAGAUCUAUUUGGGGAUCUCCUGUUGAAACAAGCACUUGAAUCACAUCCACUCGAACCAGGAAGACCUCUGCCAUCCCCCAAUGACCUCAAAAGAAAAAUACUCAUCAAAAAUAAGCGCCUAAAACCUGAAGUUGAAAAGAAACAGCUUGAAGCUUUGAAAAGCAUGAUGGAAGCUGGGGAGUCUGCAGCUCCAGCUAGCAUCUUAGAGGAUGAUAAUGAAGAGGAAAUAGAAAGUGCUGACCAAGAGGAGGAAGCUCACCCUGAGUUCAAAUUUGGAAGUGAACUUUCUGCUGAUGACUUGGGUCAUAAGGAAGCUGUUGCAAAUAGUGUCAAGAAGACUUCAGAUGACCUUGAACAUGAAAACAACAAAAAGGGCCUGGUUACUGUAGAGGAUGAGCAGGCAUGGAUGGCAUCUUAUAAAUAUGUAGGUGCUACCACUAAUAUCCAUCCCUAUUUGUCCACCAUGAUCAAUUAUGCACAGCCAGUGAAGUUUCAAGGUUUCCAUGUGGCUGAAGAACGCAACAUUCAUUAUAACAUGUCUUCUUUUAAUGAAUCAGUUGGCCUUGGCUACUUGAAGACACAUGCGAUUGAAUUCGUGAAUUACAACAAACGGCAAAUGAGUCGCAUUUACCCCAAGGGAGGCAGAGUCGAUUCUAGUAAUUACAUGCCUCAGAUAUUCUGGAACGCUGGAUGCCAGAUGGUUUCACUGAACUAUCAAACCCCAGAUUUAGCAAUGCAAUUGAACCAGGGGAAAUUUGAGUAUAAUGGAUCUUGCGGGUACCUGCUCAAACCAGAUUUCAUGAGGCGGCCUGACCGAACAUUUGAUCCCUUCUCUGAAACCCCUGUGGAUGGGGUUAUUGCAGCCACAUGCUCGGUGCAGGUCAUAUCAGGGCAGUUCUUAUCAGAUAAGAAGAUUGGCACAUACGUUGAAGUGGACAUGUAUGGGCUGCCCACUGACACCAUACGAAAGGAAUUCCGAACUCGUAUGGUUAUGAACAACGGGCUCAAUCCAGUUUACAAUGAAGAAUCGUUUGUGUUUCGGAAGGUGAUCCUGCCAGACCUGGCUGUCUUGAGAAUAGCAGUAUAUGAUGACAACAACAAGCUGAUUGGCCAGAGGAUCCUUCCACUGGAUGGCCUCCAAGCAGGCUAUCGACACAUUUCCCUUCGGAAUGAGGGAAACAAACCAUUAUCACUGCCAACAAUUUUCUGCAAUAUUGUUCUUAAAACAUAUGUGCCUGAUGGGUUUGGAGAUAUUGUGGAUGCUUUAUCAGAUCCAAAGAAAUUUCUCUCAAUUACAGAAAAGAGAGCAGACCAAAUGAGAGCUAUGGGCAUUGAAACUAGUGACAUAGCCGAUGUGCCCAGCGACACUUCCAAGAAUGACAAGAAAGGAAAGGCCAACCCAGCCAAAGCCAACGUGACCCCUCAGAGUAGCUCCGAGCUCAGACCCACCACUACAGCCGCCCUGGGCCCCGGCGUGGAAGCCAAGAAAGGCAUUGAACUUAUCCCUCAAGUGAGGAUAGAAGAUUUAAAGCAGAUGAAGGCUUACUUGAAGCAUUUAAAGAAACAACAGAAAGAGCUAAAUUCUUUAAAGAAGAAACAUGCAAAGGAGCACAGUACCAUGCAGAAGUUACAUUGCACGCAAGUUGACAAAAUUGUGGCUCAGUACGACAAAGAGAAGUCCACUCAUGAGAAAAUCCUGGAGAAGGCAAUGAAGAAGAGGGGGGGAAAUAAUUGUCUUGAAAUGAAAAAAGAAACAGAAAUUAAAAUUCAGACCCUGACAUCAGAUCACAAAUCAAAGGUCAAAGAGAUUGUAGCACAGCACACAAAGGAGUGGUCAGAAAUGAUCAACACCCACAGUGCUGAGGAGCAAGAAAUACGGGACCUGCACCUUAACCAGCAGUGUGAACUACUGAGAAAGCUACUAAUCAAUGCUCACGAGCAGCAAACCCAGCAGCUGAAACUGUCCCAUGACAGGGAAAGCAAGGAAAUGAGAGCCCACCAGGCCAAGAUCUCUAUGGAAAACAGCAAAGCCAUCAGCCAAGACAAAUCUAUCAAGAAUAAAGCAGAACGGGAAAGGCGAGUCAGAGAACUAAACAGCAGCAACACUAAAAAAUUUCUAGAAGAAAGAAAGAGACUUGCAAUGAAGCAAUCCAAAGAAAUGGAUCAAUUGAAAAAAGUCCAACUUGAACACCUAGAAUUUCUAGAGAAGCAGAAUGAGCAGCUUUUGAAAUCCUGUCAUGCAGUGUCCCAAACGCAAGGCGAAGGAGAUGCAGCAGAUGGUGAAAUUGGAAGCCGAGAUGGACCGCAGACCAGCAACAGUAGUGUGAAACUCCAAAAUGCAAACUGAAGCAGCAAAACCACAAAUCAUCAGAAGAUUGCACCCAACUUCAGAACACAAACUCCAUGGACAAAAGCUAUUUUCUUUAUGUAUAGACAAGAUGUUAUCUGAAACCACAAAAAAAACUUUGAAUGACACAUACUUCUAUUUAUCAGUUUGAGUAUUGAAUUUUCUUGGCCGAACCAAAAGUAGCUGCAAAUCCACAGAAAUCUAUUCCAGUAAGGCAGAGUUUAACCAUUGAUAAAACAACUUAAACAUGUUUGCUAUAAGAUAUCAUCACAAGUAAAUGAGCUUGGUGUUAACAACUCUGCUUUGUGAUGCAUUAGAACAUGUUUGAGCUGUAAUUAAAAAAAAAAGUGCAUUAGCAAUUUCAUAGCAAGUGCAUGCACUAUAAGAAAAGCAAAAACUCUGUCUACAAAUUCAUGAGCAGAAGUGGUGGUCUGCUAAACAAAUAAUUUUGCAGAAUUUUUCUAUAUCUAAGUUACCUCAUCAGUAAGUGCCAUGUCUUUACCAUGCCGUCAGAAGCUAAUUUCCUGUAAAAGUUGUGGAAGUUAUUAGAACAAUAGAGAAAUAUAACCGAAGAGUAGACCUGUGCCAAAACUCAUCAGUGCUCAGAGGGAAACUCUGUUAGGAUCAUUUAAGAAAGUUUACAUCUGACCCUGCUUUAUAGGAAUUGCUUCUUCAGAUUCCAGAUAUUAGAAUUCACUAUUAUACCAUAAAGAUUGUGAAGUGGUUAUUGGCAAACGUUUGUAAAUGUGAUCAUGUAUAAAGUAUUUAUACUCCUUAAUUCACACUGUUAUAGAGCAAAAUCAUCUAAGUAUUGCCACAUGACAAGAUUAGUACAGGAAUACUAGAAUACGUUUUGCAUGAUACACAAGCACCAGUUAAGACUAACUUGUUCAGACACAGUUAACCUAAUGCCAAAUAAAUACUGGUUAAAUACAUGUAUGGCACAGAAUAUAAUUUGACUAUCAAGACUUUUAGCAUAAUGAAAAAGUCUAUAUAUAUGUGUAUAUGAAUUAUGUGGGCAUUCUUGAUACUUCAAGUUCUAGUUUGAAAAAAAAACAUAACUAAUUUAAUUUUACACAAAAAUAUUUAUGCAGAUUUUCAGAAUUUCAUAUCAGGAAAUACCUUUUUAUGUCUGUUAAAUAUUCAAACAAUUUGCUACAGUGUUAAUUUGCAUGGUCCAAGCCUGCUGUAGUUGCAAUGCAGAGAGUGCAUGAAGAAGUACAGGGCUGGGAAACCUGCGAAGGCACCAAGCCUCAGAAGGGUGCACGGAGACCUGGCAUCCUUGAACUAAUGAGAUUGCUGAUUUUAGGACACAAAACACCAACGGAAUUGUAUAUGCUUGUACAGAUUGAUCCUGUGUGUUCCUCUGAACAAACCAGAGAAAAUGAUGAUAUCAUCAAUACUGAAAUUCAACUUCCAACUUCUCUAAUAAAAAAUGAAAACACA